CCCACCCAAAACAAAUUGGGCAUCUUGACCUCUUGCCAUCGCAGCCGCCUCUUCUAUCGAGAUCCUGAUUGACUAUCUAAAUUAAACGUCAGAUAUAUCAACUGCCACAGCCUGUGGCAUUCGAUCACAACAAUGGCUUCCUCAUCGACGCCUGCAACGCCGUUGCUCUACUCUUGCAUAGCCCACAAUAGCACUAUCCUCUCCGAGUGCACCACGUCCGCCUCCUCUCAGACCUCUUCCCUCGCCUCUCUCAUCCUGCCCAAGAUCAAGCACGACUCGCCGCAGAAGCUCACCUACACUCACGGCAAUCACCACAUCCACUAUAUCUCCGAGUCCCCCUCCGAGCAUGGAGACGACUCCUCAGCGGGCGGACUGACGUUCCUCGUGAUCGCCGAGUCCUCCCUGGGCCGCCGCGUGCCAUUCGGCUUCCUCUUCGAGAUCCGCAAGCGCUUCUUUGAGCAGUUUCCAGCCGCCUCGUCCGACUUUGGCGACAUGCCCAACUACGGGGCUGGAUCCUUUAACGCCGAGCUGAAAGGUCUGAUGGUGAACUACGGCACGACGAGCGGCGGGCGGGACGACGCGAUCACGAACGCGCAGAGGGAAAUUGACGACGUGCGGGGCAUCAUGACGCGCAACAUCGAGGGUCUGCUAGAGCGCGGUGAGCGGAUCGACCUGCUGGUGGACAAGACGGACCGGCUGGGCGGGUCGGCCAGGGAGUUCCGCGUGCGGAGCAGGGGGCUUAAGAGGCAGAUGUGGUGGAAGAACGUCAAGCUGAUGGGCCUGCUGGCACUGGUCGUCAUCCUGAUUGUGCUCGCGAUCGUCAUCGCCGUCAAGACCGGCUAGAAGUCUGGUGGUGAGCUGGUGGGCCUGAUGAUUCUGGUCUUUGGGCUCGUCGCCCUUGCGGCGGUGCUUGCGGUCCUCAUUGUGGAAUGAGAGCGAGAGAGAGGGGGGGGGAGGGGGAGAGAGGGAGGGAGAGGGGAGGAGGAGAGGGGCUUGGCUGUCUACAUUGGCGAAGCGUGAUUCUGUCUGCUAUUUUGUCCUCUCCUUGGGCGUUUAGGAUUGGGAAGUGGAGGAUUAUCAACAGCAAGCUUUUAUUUGAAAUCCUUGUCUUGUUCGGUGCGGGUGGUUUUAAUGGCAGAGACUGAUCAGCUAAGAGGGGGGGAGAGAGAGGGUGAAGACUGGGUGGAAAAUGCUGUCUUGUUGUAUCGAUACCUUGGGCCUCGCGGCUUGCUUGCCUGCUUUUUUUACACUGUGAAAUUGGAAAUUGACGACG
This is a messenger RNA of Cryphonectria parasitica EP155, 1273 nucleotides long. Its product is annotated as synaptobrevin-domain-containing protein. The record is from RefSeq and is a predicted model, not a curated record. The transcript is spliced from 2 exons. NCBI's taxonomy places the organism in Eukaryota, Fungi, Ascomycota, Sordariomycetes, Diaporthales, Cryphonectriaceae. The coding region runs from base 133 to 843 and encodes 236 amino acids. Gene Ontology annotation, cellular component: membrane. Gene Ontology annotation, biological process: vesicle-mediated transport.